CCCCCCUUCCGCACCAUCAACUACCUCGGCACCAAAACCCUCCACGACACAUACUACGACAUCCCCUCUUCCUCUUCCAGCAGCACCCACCCCCACUACCUCUCCACAAAGGGUAUCUGGAUCCGAAAACGCAACAAUACCUGGCAAGCCAAGAUCCGGCGCGGAGGGAACUACACCAACUCCCAAUUUCAGGAACUUUCCUCGCCUGCAGAGAUCUCCUCCUACUUGGCGACCAUCACUGGUGUGAACAAGCCCGAGAAGGUUAACUUUGGACUCGUGCCGAUGGCGGAUUUUGUGACUGUGCGGGAGAGUUGGAUUGCGGAUAGGGAGUUUACUAUUGUGCAGGAUGAGAUGGAUUUUGGACAUACCGUAGGGGAGGUGGAGAUGGAGUGGAAGGGGGAGUGUAAAGGGGAUGUGGAGGGGUUUAGGAGGAAGAAAAUGGAGGAGAUGGAUGGGAAGAUUGGGGAGUUUAUGAAGAGAUAUGGGUGGGCUUUUUGUGGGGGGGUGGCGAAGGGGAAGUUGUCGGCUUAUUUCGAGAUGAGAGGGGGUCGUUAG
Messenger RNA from Aspergillus sclerotioniger CBS 115572, 555 nucleotides. RefSeq names its product thiamine-triphosphatase. The record is from RefSeq and is a predicted model, not a curated record. The annotation marks the transcript as partial. Gene Ontology annotation, molecular function: magnesium ion binding; thiamine triphosphate phosphatase activity. Lineage: Eukaryota; Fungi; Ascomycota; Eurotiomycetes; Eurotiales; Aspergillaceae. The transcript has a single exon. Gene Ontology annotation, biological process: dephosphorylation; thiamine metabolic process; thiamine diphosphate metabolic process.